Eucalyptus grandis is the source of this 785-nucleotide messenger RNA. RefSeq lists its product as uncharacterized. The transcript has 2 exons. Bases 47 to 397 code for a protein of 116 amino acids. The record is from RefSeq and is a predicted model, not a curated record. NCBI's taxonomy places the organism in Eukaryota, Viridiplantae, Streptophyta, Magnoliopsida, Myrtales, Myrtaceae.
GUUGGGGAAUGUUACGGUCCAUGAAAUCGAAGUCCACAACUCGACCAUGGAGGUCAGCCUCCCCAAAGAACAUAACGAUACUCCACUGCUGCUUGCCUUCAGGAGGAGUAUUCCGAUGCUCAACACCUCGUCCGGGAACUUGGUGGCUACGCUGGACUGGAUGAUUGUAGAGAACAGGACUUGCAAAGAGGCCGGAUCGAACAAGUCGAGCUAUGCCUGUGCAGGCCAAAACACGAAAUGCGAGGACUCCGGGGAUGAACGGGGUCAUAUCUGCAUAUGCGAGGAUGGGUACAAGGAUGUACAGGAUCUUGUGCACCCGGUUCAUGCAAGUGCGGCUUGGAUCCACACUAAAAUCACCGAGCCCAACGCUUGGCGACCAAUAGGGGAGACUUGGUGACAGUGACACAAGACUCGCAGCGCUCUCUUGGCGCAUGAAGAUUUCAAGUCGUCUCAAAGUCUUUUGAAGAACAGGACGACAUGCCAGAGAAAAAGCACCCAGAAGAGACGAGACGUUGUGGGUUUCUCUCUGUCAUCCAUCCGAAUAAUGACGAAAGGUGGAUUAACACGAACUGAGGUCGUCACAUGGGAGAUUCCACAGCGACGAAACGUGCAUCGCGCCAGCUGGACGUCGCUCGGUCCAUUGUCCAUACCCAUGGAGGAGCAGUGGGAGUAUAGUAGGGGUCCACCCAAAGCGUUUCUCGUUCUCGUUGCAUGUGAAUUUGAAAAGGCAGGGAAACACCACAUUAAAAGUAGAAAAUGACAACACCGCCCGUGCUUCGAGCUGA